AUGAGACCUUCCCAAUUAUUAUUGAAUGCAGCUAAGAAAUCUUCUGGUUCCGGUGUACCAGUUGAAUUAACUCCAUUGUUUUUUGCUAUGGGUGUAGCUUUGUGUUCUGGUGUUUUCUUCACUUACAAGAAAUUUGCCUAUGAUGACAGUUUAAGAAUCACUGCCAACCCAGAACAAUCUGGUUUGAAAGAAGUUUUGACCAAGGGGGGUGAUGAACAAAACAAAUAG
Messenger RNA from Vanderwaltozyma polyspora DSM 70294, 228 nucleotides. It is a transcript of the gene MRA1, whose product is annotated as Mra1p. Bases 1 to 228 code for a protein of 75 amino acids. The record is from RefSeq and is a predicted model, not a curated record. The transcript has a single exon. NCBI's taxonomy places the organism in Eukaryota, Fungi, Ascomycota, Saccharomycetes, Saccharomycetales, Saccharomycetaceae.